AUCUCGCGAUAGUCCAGGUCACGCGAUAGCUCCGCGUUGUCUGCCAAGUUCCGAACCACGGCACUUUAACGGCAUCACUAACAGCAACAAUGGCGGCUUUCCGCAGAGUUGCAGCGCUGGCAGCGAAGCUGAACAUCUGCGCCGUGUCGAGAAACGAGCUGGUCGGGCGUCAGACUUCCUCAAUGGCGCGGAUGUGUCGCACCAUUGGCCUUUGUCUGGCGACGGGAGGUGCGGUGGCGCUUUACUUUUACGAGGACAGGAGCCGGAGGAAGACGAUGGGGACUCGCAGCAUCCACGCUUUGCUGCCAUCCAUCCCAGCCGUUGAAGCCAAAGAGAAGGCACAUCCGAUGGACUUUGAGGAGGGAGACGUACACAUGUCAUCCCAUGAGCACCGUUUCCGUAUGUUCACCUCUGUGGAGUAUGAAGGGCAACUCUACAUGACUCCUCAAAACUUCAUCGAGUCAGUCACCAUGAGUGAACCAAGGAACAAGAGGCCCUGGAGGUCCUUGACCAAGCAGGAGCUGGAGAAAAUCCUAUCAGAUACUCCCCCUGUAUGGAGAGGAUCAUCCAAACUAUUCCGUAACCUGAAAGAACGAGGCAUCAUCUCAUAUACAGAGUACCUUUUCCUGCUCUGCAUCCUGACAAAGCCCCAUGCUGGCUUUAAGAUUGCUUUCAAUAUGUUUGAUGCAGACGGCAACCAGAUGGUGGACAAGAGGGAGUUCUUGGUGCUUCAGGAGAUUUUCCGGAAGAAAAAUGAGAAGAAAGGGAGGAAAGGGGAUGCUGAAAAAUCAGCACAAUUGAGUAUGCAGCUGUAUGGAUAUCAGGUUGCCCCCAUGAACAGCGUGCUAAAAAAAGACAAUCAGGAGUUUGUGGCUCGGAGUUACUGGGACGUUCUCAGGAGAGGCGCAAGCCAAAUCCUCUUUUCUGACCUGGCGGAGCGUGCAGAUGAGAGUUUAACUAUUGACACCACCCUGCUGGUCCAUUUCUUCGGGAAGAAAGGGAAGGCUGAGCUCACUUUUGAUGACUUUUAUAGGUUUAUGGACAACCUCCAGACUGAGGUACUGGAGAUUGAAUUUCUGACCUACUCCAAAGGAAUGGCCACCAUCAGUGAAGAGGACUUUGCCAAAAUCCUCUUGCGCUUCACCAAUGUGGAGAAUAUCGGUGCCUACCUUGAAAAUGUUAGACACAGCAUACCUGAUGAAAAGGGAAUAACCUUUGAUGAGUUCCGCUCCUUCUUCCAGUUUCUCAACAACCUUGAGGAUUUUGCCAUUGCCAUGCAGAUGUACAAUUUUGCAUCUCGCUCCAUCGGACAAGAUGAGUUUGCAAGGGCAGUUUAUGUGGCCACAGGUCUGAAGCUGACACAUCACUUGGUCAACACUAUCUUCAAAAUCUUUGACGUGGAUCAUGAUGACCAGCUCUCUUACAAGGAGUUCAUUGGCAUCAUGAAGGACAGGCUGCACCGAGGUGCCAGGGGAUAUAAAGCGAUGGAGCGAGCCGUUUCCUUUAGAUCCUGCUUGAAAAGAGAGCUGGCAGGCAGAUAAGUGAAGGUUCCGUGUCGCACGUCCUUUCCCCCGCCAAGUUGUCCUUGAGGCCAAGAGACAAGUGAAUUGAUCCGGGCUGGAAAAAGAUGUAGCAGAUUCGAUGAGGUUCGAAGGUGGACAACUGGACACAGAGUUUUUUGAAUUCAAGUCCAAGGAUGAAAUAUACUGAAGGUUCAGGAGAUGAAAACGUCAUCACCUGCAGUGCAAUUUAUACACAGUGAAUUGAUACCUUGGCCACAGUCAUUAUUUAUGCGGUAUUUAUGUUGUUAUGUUUGUACUUACUAGAAUGUUUGCAUGAUUGUCAUGUUGCCCGUUUCAGACCAUUUGUUUUAUAACUAAUUUGUUCGCUUUGAAUCCCUUUUCUGCUGUGACUAGAGAAGAGUAAUGUAGGUCCUCCCUGUUUCAUGUUGUGGGAGCAUUUCAAUUGUUACGUCACAAAAUACCACGAACACAAAUUUCAUUUGCAUUAAUAAACAGUUAACAUGU
This is a messenger RNA of Syngnathoides biaculeatus (alligator pipefish), 2027 nucleotides long. RefSeq names its product mitochondrial calcium uptake family, member 3a (gene micu3a). Gene Ontology annotation, cellular component: uniplex complex. Gene Ontology annotation, biological process: calcium import into the mitochondrion; mitochondrial calcium ion homeostasis. The coding region runs from base 90 to 1541 and encodes 483 amino acids. NCBI's taxonomy places the organism in Eukaryota, Metazoa, Chordata, Actinopteri, Syngnathiformes, Syngnathidae. The transcript has 15 exons. The record is from RefSeq and is a predicted model, not a curated record. Gene Ontology annotation, molecular function: calcium ion binding.